GAGAGCAAAAUGGCGGCGCGCUUGUCUCCGCGGGCAGCCGGGUUACUCCGGUGUCUUUUAAAGAAUCAUAAUGUGUCUCUCAAACAGGAAUGGUUUACAGCCAAUGUUAAACACUCCGCAAGAGGCUACGUUGUAAAUGUGGCUCCCGCAGCCUCCCACCAUGUCGGGGACGCGCCCGGGGAUGAGCGCGCGCCCGAGUGCGGCGGCGGCCCCCUCGCGCACUACAGCCGCCUCGUGCGGGAGGGCGCCCUGCGCGAGGACCAGCAGCAGAAGGCGGUGAUGCAGCGCUUGGAUGAGAUGCAGAAGGUGCUGAAAACGUACAGCAACAGGCGCGCAUCGCUCCUGUCCAAGCUUUUCGCAAAACCCCAGACACCCAAAGGCAUCUACAUUUACGGUGAUGUUGGCACUGGGAAAACAAUGGUAAUGGACAUGUUUUAUUUACAUGUAGAAACAGACAAGAAAAAGAGGGUUCAUUUCCAUGGAUUUAUGCUGGAUGUACACAAAAGGAUUCAUCGUCUAAAACAAAGCCUACCAAAGCGCAAAGCUGGGAAAAUGGCCAAAUCCUAUGACCCCAUCGCACCUGUUGCCAUGGAAAUCAGCGAGGAGGCCUGCCUCUUGUGCUUCGAUGAAUUUCAGGUCACCGACAUUGCAGAUGCCAUGAUUUUGAAACAGCUCUUUGAGAACCUCUUCAAGAAUGGGGUGGUUGUAGUGGCGACGUCUAAUCGGCCUCCAGAAGACCUGUAUAAAAAUGGGCUCCAGAGGGCUAACUUUGUGCCUUUCAUCGCCGUGCUGAAGGAAUAUUGCCAAACAUUGCGCUUGGACUCUGGGAUUGACUACCGGAAAAGCGAUCGUCCUGCUGCUGGAAAACUGUUCUACCUCACAAGUGACGCUAAUGCUGAGGCUAUCCUGGACAAAAUGUUUGAUGAGCUGGCACAGAAACAGAACGACAUUACUCGACCACGAAUGCUGAAAGUACAAGGCAGAAAACUGAAGCUGAACAAAACCUGUGGGACCAUUGCAGACUGCACUUUCGAGGAGUUGUGUGAUAGGCCAUUAGGUGCCAGUGACUAUUUGGAAAUAUCGCGGCUGUUUGACACAGUCUUCCUUCGGCACAUUCCCUUGCUGACGCUGAACAAGAAAACGCAAGCAAGACGCUUCAUUACUCUCAUUGACGCCCUUUAUGAACAUAAGGUGCGAGUGGUGAUACUGGCUGAGACUCCUCUAGAGAUUAUUUUUGUUCAGGAGCAACCUAACCAUGAUGAUGAAAAUCAUAGAAUUCUAAUGGACGACCUGGGACUGACUGGGGAUUCAGCGAAAGACCUCGCCAUCUUCAGUGGUGAGGAGGAGAUCUUUGCCUUCCAGCGGACCAUCUCUCGUCUUACAGAGAUGCAAACGGAGCGCUACUGGACUGAGGGCGAAAGGAGCGUCACAUAGUUGAUGACUUCAGCUGUUCACAUCCUCUCGUAACCAGCAGCUGGCAGCGCUUUGUCAGCGGGACAGGCAAUGAAACCUGCACAGUAUUUAUUAAGAAAGUCCAUAAUAACAUGACAGUUCUUUUGCACUUUAAAAAAUAUGAACCAUCUGCAAAUUUUAUUUGAUUUUAAGGUAUUUUUUAAAUCUGUGUUUGUGGUAGUACAGCGUAGCAUAUUUAUGCUAUAUACAAUGUAUAUGAUAAUUCUUAUCCUAUUCACAGGGCUCCAAUUGAAAUGGUGCUUUUACACAUGAUUUUUGUAUUAUUUAUGAGAGAUUCUUUACUCCCUGGUGUUUGACCCAGCCAACUCGCAGCUGUUCCAGGUGCCUCAAAGAUUGACGGUGUACUCCUGUCAUACACUCCCUGCCAAGCUUCUUUGCACUUUGGUUCCUUUCUUCACACACUAUGGGUCACAAGAAUCCAUAGCCUUCUGAGACCCAGAGAUUCAGUUUUGUCAUGUUUAUACAGACGGUUCCCGACUUACGAUGGUUUACAUGCCAAUAAACCCAUCGUAAGUAGAAAAUGCA
This is a messenger RNA of Scleropages formosus (Asian bonytongue), 1998 nucleotides long. RefSeq names its product AFG1 like ATPase a (gene afg1la). NCBI's taxonomy places the organism in Eukaryota, Metazoa, Chordata, Actinopteri, Osteoglossiformes, Osteoglossidae. Gene Ontology annotation, cellular component: mitochondrion; cytoplasm. Bases 10 to 1434 code for a protein of 474 amino acids. Gene Ontology annotation, molecular function: ATP binding; ATP hydrolysis activity. The record is from RefSeq and is a predicted model, not a curated record. The transcript has 13 exons.